Messenger RNA from Drosophila rhopaloa, 1645 nucleotides. RefSeq lists its product as uncharacterized. The record is from RefSeq and is a predicted model, not a curated record. NCBI's taxonomy places the organism in Eukaryota, Metazoa, Arthropoda, Insecta, Diptera, Drosophilidae. The transcript has a single exon. The coding region runs from base 83 to 1495 and encodes 470 amino acids.
AAAUUCAUCACUACCUUUUUAAACAUAGUCACAUGCAAAAUCAUAACUAUUUUCAACUAACUUUUUACCGCUCGCCUGUGAAAUGAACCAGGUUUGGGUGUUCUUUAAACUCAUUGAGGUAUUGCUGGGCAGUGUGUGUAUGUUUUUCCACAUACGCGGCUCAUUGUACUGGCCUGAGCGUAUUCCGCACGUGAUCUUAUACUGCGCCACAUUCCUGUCCUUCGCAGUGCUCGCCGCACUGGGGGCAUUCCGACUGAUGCUUACACGGAGUUCGGUGCUCUCCUCGCAGUUCCUGCUAACACUGAGCGCCGUGAUCGCGCACUACUUCUGCGGCGUGUUAAUAAUGCAGACCGCCAUGCAGGACCCGCACCUGGCUGCGAUCAACUCCAGCACCGAGUACCUGGAGCACCCGCACUUUGCGCACUGCAAGCAGCAGAGCAUCGCUGCGCUGAUAACAGGUACCAUGUACCUAAUGCACAUGUUCCACGUGUUUGACCUACUGAUGCGUAUGGAGCCCGGGGACUGGCGUCGCCAGGCGACGGGACGAGAGUUCUCCGAUAGGACUGAAGCUGAAGCGGGUCGCGCUGCCGGGUUGUUCGUACUUUCCAAACCGGUGGACGACUUUCUGUGCAACUGCUGUAGGUGCUACUUAAAGCUGGCCUACUCCCAGCCCCUGAGCUUUCGACUGAACGCGGAGGCGGAGCAACCGCACAUUGUGGCCCGUAUGUGGCAAAUUAUGGGAGAGGCGCGCAGAAAGUUCUUUUCACUGCAACAUGCCGAGAGCGACGAGAGUUUUCUGUCCACGCCAACUAUAACCACCAGUGACUCGGAUAUAGUAGCAGUGGUCUCCGAAUACUCCGCUUCGAUGGAGGAGGAGUCCCGUAAACGUCGCAGAUCCUCCUCCACCUGGCGUGGCACCAGCGAUUCUUCUAGCCUGUGGGCCUUGAUCGAGGACAGAAGCAGUCUAAGCAGCCUAGCUUCAACAAGGUCCAGUCAGAAUAGCGAAGCCACAAUGAGACCGGGUGGAAUGGAUCGCAGGUUGAACCGGCGACCAAAUGUUCGCGCAGACUCCGAGAAAAGGGAGAAGUCGGAGAUUCUGUUGGUAGAACAGGGUUCGAGCUAUGGUCGCCUCAGAACGUUGAGCAAUGCUGAGAUGCUCAAUAAGCAAAGAGAUGUACAACCAGAUAAGGAGAUUGAUAAAGAAUCACAGAGGGAUUCGGCAAAGUCAACCCGGGGUAAAGAAAAAAAAGUUAAAGUUGCAUCCGAUCGCACAAGCUUUGCUGAAUCGCUUAAUAAGCCUAGAGAUGAAAGCCAAAUUAAGGAUUCAGAUGAAAAAUUCGCAAAGAAGUCGUCCAGGUUAAGCCGAGACACAAAACAAAAUUUAGAAGUAGCACCCGAUGAAGCAAAGAGAGUCGAGGAAAAUAAUGAUGAAAAUUUUCAGGGUACUUCCAACAAUAAAAAGGCAACCAACAUUGGCACUGGCAAUGAAGAGUAAAUUAUCCUUCAUAAAAAAUGAAAAUAUGCAAGCGCUGGAAGGCCAAAAAAUGUAAAUGUAAUAGCUUUUUUUCUCAACCAAGCAUUUAAAUUCGUUUUUCAAAAGCACUUGCGUUAUGGAAAUUGAGAAUUAAGUAAAAAAAACAAAAUA